Cyclocybe aegerita is the source of this 1002-nucleotide messenger RNA. NCBI's taxonomy places the organism in Eukaryota, Fungi, Basidiomycota, Agaricomycetes, Agaricales, Hemipholiotaceae. The record is from the annotation of a GenBank genome assembly.
AUGUCUGGGAAACUUAUUCUCGUCACAGGCGCUACCGGAUUCAUAGCGGGCCAAAUCAUCGACCAUGCCUUAGAAGCUGGGUAUCGCGUUCGCGGGACAGUGCAGACGGCCAAGUUGGACAAGCUCAAGGCUGUUACAGUUCCCGGCCUAGAGUUCGUUGAAGUAAACGACAUUGUGACCGCCGACUUGACCGAUGUGCUGAACGGCAUCGAUAUCGUCAUUCAUGUUGCCGCCCCGCUUCCCAGCAAGGCGACAGUGGAAGAUUCGCUCAAGAUUGCUAUGGAAGGACCUCUGAAUGUUGUUCGUCAGGCAGAGAAAUUCGGAAUCACGAAGAUCAUAGUUACGUCUACCUUCGGUGCCCUCAUGGAUCCUUCUUUGGUUCCUGCGUUUACGGGAAAUACCUUCAAGGAUUCUGACUGGGGCGCUACAUCCAAAGAAGAGAUUCUUGACCGCGACACCGACAUCUUCUACUGCUACUUCGGCGGUAAAAAUCUCGGAGAGCGGGCGCUUUGGAAUUUCGCCCGCGAACACCCUCAUCUCGAUAUCACAACCAUUCUUCCCGGCUUCGUAUAUGGCCCAUAUUCAAAGAAUCUCCCGAAGCCAAGCAGUCUCGCGGAAAUGGGAACUAACACCUUCCCGUACAUGGUCGCAAACGGCCUAAUCCCACCUUUCGGCCCUCCAUUCGUCGUGGACGGACGCGACGUCGGCCGCGCGCACGUCAACGCGAUCGACCUUCCGCCGUCGUCUAAUAUUGGCUCGAAGCGCUUCAUCGUCAAUGCCGGAAAUUAUUCCUGGAAGGAGCUCGCUGCUCACCUACAGAAGACAAGGCCAGAACUCGAUGUACCCCCACAAGAGGCUUUCGCCGACUUCCCUGGUCCCCUGUCGACUCUGGAUGGGUCAAAGGCGCAGCAGGUUUUGGGUAUCAAAGAGUACAUCUCUCCAGUAAAGACGAUGGAGGAUAUUAUUGAUGACUUGGAGUAUACGAAGGCAUGGACGGCAUGA